AUGAGCUCUGGGGAAGGAGCAGACGAAACCUCGAAGGACGCUAGUGACUCAGCGGCCCUCUUCAAGACCGAUGGAUCUCUUCCUAAAGAGCCUAAAGGAGAUGUAUCCAGUCAGAUAGCAGGUUUUAAAAGGAAUGAACAUAUGAGAGCCAUGGAGGUUCUUCCUAUCCUGAAAGAAAAAGUUGCCUUUUUGUCAGGCGGUAGAGACCGACGCGGGGGUCCUGUGCUUACGUUUCCAUCUCGUAGCAAUCACGACAGAAUACGGCAAGAGGAUCUAAGGAGGCUGAUCGCAUACCUCGCCGGCAUCCCCAGUGACGAUGUGUGUAAACAUGGCUUCACGGUCAUCGUUGAUAUGCGCGGAUCCAAAUGGGAGAGCAUCAAGCCGCUGCUGAAGAUCCUACAAGAGUCCUUCCCUUCCUGCAUCCACGUUGCUCUCAUUAUCAAACCUGACAACUUCUGGCAGAAGCAGAAGACCAACUUCGGAAGCUCCAAGUUUGAAUUUGAGACAACAAUGGUGUCACUGGAGGGUCUUACAAAAGUUGUAGACCCCUCCCAGUUGACAUCAGACUUCGACGGCAGCCUGGAGUACAAUCAUGAAGAGUGGAUUGAGGUGCGCGUGGCUUUUGAGGAGUUCUCUGGUCACGCCACCCAGAUGCUGGCCCGGCUGGAGGAGAUGUACGAAACGGUGUCGAGGAAAGAUUUUCCCCAAGACCUCGACGGAGCUCGUAAAAUGAUAGAAGAGCAUGCAGCGCUGAAGAAAAAAGUAAUAAAGGCUCCAAUAGAAGAGCUGGACACGGAAGGUCAACGGUUACUGCAGCGUAUCCAGAGCACGGAGUCCUUCUCCAACCGUAAUGGUAGCACUGGGGGCAGCGGUGGCAGCGGAGGCAACACAGACGUCCAGGGCCUCGUGCCGCGGAUAAGCCAGCUCCUGGACAAGCUGCACUCCACCCGACAGCAGCUCCAUCAGACAUGGCACGUUCGCAAGCUGCAGCUGGACCAAUGCUUCCAGCUUCGACUCUUUGAACAGGACGCAGAGAAGAUGUUUGAUUGGAUCCUGCACAACAAGGGUUUGUUCCUGGCAGGAUACACAGAGAUCGGUAACAACCACCCUCACGCCGUGGAGCUUCAGACCCAACAUAAUCACUUUGCCAUGAACUGCAUGAAUGUUUACGUCAACAUCAACCGCAUUAUGUCCGUGGGAAACCGGCUUCUUGAGUCGGGUCACUAUGCUUCGCAGCAGAUAAAGCAGAUCUCCAGUCAGUUAGAGCAGGAGUGGAAGGCUUUUGCCGCAGCCCUGGAUGAACGAAGCACUUUAUUGGAUAUGUCUGCUAGCUUUCACCAAAAGUGUGACAAGUACAUGGGUAAUGUGGACUCGUGGUGCAAAGCGUGCGGCGAGGUGGAUCUGCCCUCAGAGCUGCAGGACUUAGAAGACGCCAUCCAUCAUCACCAGGGCCUGUACGAACACAUAACUGCUGCAUACUCGGAGGUGAGCCAGGACGGGAAAGCUCUGCUAGACAAACUACAGCGACCGCUGACUCCCGGCAGCGCAGAUUCUCUGACUGCAUCGGCCAACUACUCCAAAGCGGUACACCAUGUUCUGGACAUCAUCCACGAGGUGCUGCAUCAUCAGCGACAACUGGAGAAUAUCUGGCAGCACCGCAAAGUCCGGCUGCACCAGCGCCUGCAGCUCUGCGUCUUCCAGCAAGACGUACAACAGGUGCUCGACUGGAUAGAAAACCAUGGCGAGGCCUUUCUUAGCAAACAUACAGGUGUGGGGAAGUCUUUGCAUCGAGCCCGAGCCCUUCAAAAACGUCAUGAGGACUUUGAGGAGGUUGCACAGAACACGUACACCAAUGCCGACAAGCUGUUGGAGGCGGCCGAGCAGCUGGCCCAGACGGGAGAGUGCGACCCAGAGGAGAUCUACCAGGCCGCCCACCAACUCGAAGACCGCAUCCAAGACUUUGUUCGCCGCGUGGAGCAGCGCAAAGUCCUGCUGGAUAUGUCUGUCGCCUUCCACACGCACGUCAAAGAGCUCUGGACGUGGCUCGAAGAACUACAAAAAGAGCUUUUGGACGAUGUCUACGCCGAGUCAGUGGAAGCGGUUCAAGAUCUCAUCAAACGCUUCGGUCAGCAGCAGCAAACCACGCUCCAGGUCACAGUCAACGUCAUCAAGGAAGGAGAAGAUCUCAUCCAGCAACUCAGGGACUCGGCCAUUUCCAGCAACAAGACGCCCCACAACAGCUCCAUCCACCACAUCGAGAGCGUCCUGCAGCAGCUGGACGAGGCUCAGGCCCAGAUGGAGGAGCUCUUCCAGGAGCGCAAGAUCAAACUGGAGCUUUUCCUACAGCUGCGAAUAUUUGAGCGCGACGCCAUAGAUAUAAUUUCUGACCUGGACUCGUGGAAUGAAGAGCUAAGCGGGCAGUUGACCGAAUUUGAUACAGAAGACCUUACGGCGGCUGAGCAGAGAUUGCAGCAUCACGCGGACAAAGCCCUCACUAUGAACAAUCUCACUUUUGACGUCAUUCACCAGGGUCAAGAAAUGCUGCAGUACGUGAACGAAGUGCAGGCAUCAGGUGUGGAGCUUCUGUGCGACAGAGACGUGGAUAUGGCAACGCGUGUUCAGGAACUCCUGGAGUUUCUUCACGAGAAACAGCAGGAGUUGGACCUGGCAGCCGAGCAGCACCGCAGACAACUGGAGCAGUGUGUGCAACUCCGGCACCUCCAGGCCGAGGUCAAGCAGGUUCUUGGCUGGAUUCGGAACGGAGAGUCGAUGCUCAACGCCGGGAUGAUCACAGCAAGUUCUCUGCAAGAAGCCGAGCAGCUGCAACGAGAACACGAGCAGUUCCAACAUGCCAUAGAGAAAACCCACCAGAGUGCCCUGCAGGUUCAGCAAAAGGCAGAGGCUCUCCUCCAAGCAAAUCACUACGACAUGGACCUGAUCAGGGACUGCGCCGAGAGUGUGGCCUCGCACUGGCAGCAGCUCAUGUUGAAGAUGGAGGACAGACUGAAGCUGGUCAACGCUUCCGUGGCCUUCUACAAGACAUCGGAGCAGGUGUGCAGCGUGCUGGAGAGCCUGGAGCAGGAGUACAAGCGCGAGGAGGACUGGUGCGGAGGAGCCGACAAACUGGGACCCAACUCCGAGACCGACCACGUCACCCCCAUGAUCAGCAAGCACCUGGAACAGAAGGAAGCAUUUUUGAAGGCGUGCACCUUAGCCAGACGAAAUGCGGACGUUUUCCUGAAGUACAUGCACAGAAACAGCGUGAACAUGCCGGGGAUGCUGAGCCAUGUCAAAGCCCCCGAGCAGCAGGUCAAAAACAUCUUGAACGAGCUGCUUCAGAGGGAGAACCGGGUGCUGCACUUCUGGACCAUGAGGAAGCGGCGGUUAGACCAGUGCCAGCAGUACGUGGUGUUUGAGCGCAGCGCCAAACAGGCUUUGGAAUGGAUUCAUGACACCGGGGAGUUCUACCUUUCAACGCACACCUCCACUGGCUCCAGCAUCCACCACACACAGGAACUGCUGAAGGAGCACGAGGAGUUCCACAUAACGGCCAAGCAAACCAAAGAGCGCGUAAAGCUGCUCAUUCAACUCGCCGAGGGCUUCUGCGACAAAGGGCACAGUCACGCAGCAGAAAUCAAAAAGUGGGUGACUGCUGUGGACAAGCGCUAUAGAGACUUCUCCCUGCGCAUGGACAAGUACCGCUGCAGCCUGGAGAAGGCUCUGGGCAUCUCCCCCGACUCCAACAAAGCUAGCAAAGACCUGCAGCUGGACAAUAUACCUGCCACGGGGACAGAGGUCAAGCUCAGAGAUGCUGCUCAUGAGCUGAAUGAGGAGAAACGAAAGUCUGCACGAAGAAAAGAAUUUAUCAUGGCUGAACUUAUUCAAACGGAGAAAGCCUAUGUGCGAGACUUACGGGAGUGCAUGGAUACGUACUUGUGGGAGAUGACAAGCGGCGUCGAAGAGAUUCCCCCGGGGAUUGUCAACAAAGAGCUCAUUAUCUUUGGGAACAUGCAGGACCUUUAUGAAUUUCACCAUAAUAUCUUCCUCAAAGAGCUGGAGAAAUAUGAGCAGCUACCAGAAGACGUUGGUCAUUGUUUUGUCACAUGGGCUGACAAGUUCCAGAUGUAUGUGAACUAUUGUAAAAACAAACCAGACUCCACUCAGCUAAUCCUGGAGCAUGCAGGGAAUUACUUUGACGAAAUUCAACAGAGACACAGACUUGCUAACUCCAUCUCCUCCUAUCUGAUCAAACCAGUGCAGAGGAUCACAAAGUACCAACUCCUCCUGAAGGAGCUGUUGACUUGUUGUGAAGAGGGUAAAGGAGAGAUUAUUGAUGGCCUCGAAGUUAUGCUCAGUGUUCCCAAAAGAGCCAAUGAUGCCAUGCACCUCUCAAUGCUAGAAGGUUUUGAUGAGAACAUUGACUCCCAGGGUGAGCUGAUUCUACAGGAUUCCUUCCAAGUUUGGGAUCCCAAAACACUUAUCCGAAAAGGCCGUGAGCGACAUCUUUUCCUCUUUGAGAUGUCUCUAGUCUUUAGUAAGGAGGUCAAGGACUCAAAUGGCAGAGGAAAGUACAUCUACAAGAGCAAGCUCUAUACAUCAGAGUUGGGGGUAACGGAGCAUGUUGAAGGAGAUCCCUGUAAAUUUGCUCUUUGGGUUGGACGCACUCCAACAAACGAUAACAAGAUUGUGCUUAAGGCGUCUAACAUUGAGAACAAGCAGGACUGGAUUAAGCACAUCCGGGAGGUGAUUCAGGAGCGCACGAUUCACCUGCGAGGAGCUUUGAAAGAACCCAUCCACAUCCCCAAAGCCACAGCAGUCAAACACCACAAGGGCCGAAGGGAUGGAGAGGAUCUGGACAGUCAGGGUGAAGGCAGCAGUCAACCAGACACCAUCUCUCUGGCCUCUCGCACUUCUCAAAACACUAUGGACAGUGACAAACUCUCUGGAGGCUGUGAGCUCACUGUGGUCAUCCAUGACUUUAUGGCCAGCAACAGUAAUGAGAUGACAGUGCGACGGGGCCAGACCGUGGAGGUGCUGGAGCGAUGUCACGAUAAACCAGACUGGUGCUUAGUCCGGACGACAGACCGGUCCCCGGCUCAGGAGGGGCUGGUACCCUGCUCAAUGCUCUGCAUCGCACAUUCAAGAUCCUCCAUGGAGAUGGAAGGCAUCUAUAACCACAAAGACACUUUGUCGGUGUGCAGUAAUGAUGCAAUAAUGCCUGGUUCCUCUGCUACACUUCAGCCAAAUCAUGGCAUAGGUUCACACUCUUCACCGGGGCCCAAACGACCCGGUAACACACUUAGAAAGUGGCUCACAAGCCCAGUUCGACGGCUAAGCAGCGGCAAAGCAGACGGCCACGUGAAGAAGAUCGCUAAUAAACACAAGAAAAAUCGCGAGGUCCGAAAGAGCGGAGAGAUGACAAUAGGCUCUCAGAAAGACUCUGACGAAAGUGCAGCCACUCCACAAGAUGAAACCGUGGAAGAGAGAGUGCGUAAUGAAGGUCUCUCCAGUGGUACCUUAUCCAAAUCCAGUUCUUCCGGAAUGCAGAGCUGCGGGGAAGAGGAAGGGGAAGAGGGCCCUGACGCUGUUCCUCUGCCGCCCCCUAUGGCCAUCCAACAGCACAGCCUCCUACAGCCAGACGCUCAGGAUGACAAGGCCGCGUCUCGUCUCUCAGUCCGACCGUCUAGUUCAGAAACACCCAGUGCUGCAGAGUUGGUCAGUGCCAUCGAAGAACUGGUGAAAAGCAAAAUGGCUCUGGAAGACAGGCCGAGUUCUCUUUCUGUGGAGCAGGGAGACAGCAGCUCCCCUUCGUGCAUCCCGUCUGACCAGUCUCUGCUGUCCUCCUCCUCUCCCAUGGAAGAGGUGGAUGACCGCAGGGCCAGCCUCCUGAAGAAAAGACAAUACAUCGUUCUCGAGCUCGUUGAGACGGAACGAGAUUAUGUUCGAGACUUGAGCUUGAUUGUGGAGGGGUACAUGAGCAGGAUGAAGGAGGAGGGUGUUCCUGACGAUAUGAAGGGAAAGGACAAAAUUGUAUUCGGAAACAUCCAUCAAAUUUACGACUGGCACAAAGAUUACUUCCUCGGGGAGCUGGAGAAAUGUUUGGAGGACCCCGACAGAUUGGGACCGCUCUUUCUAAAACAGGAUCGCAGGUUAAAUAUGUAUGUUGUGUACUGCCAAAACAAGCCCAAGUCGGAGCACAUCGUCUCAGAGUAUCUGGACACUUACUUUGAGGAUCUAAAGCAGAGGCUCGGCCACAGACUGCAGAUCACAGACCUGCUCAUAAAGCCAGUGCAGAGGAUCAUGAAAUACCAGCUUCUGCUCAAGGAUCUUUUGAAAUGCUCAAAGAAGGCUUCCCUUGAAUCCAUGGAGUUGGAGAAAGCAGUGGAGGUCAUGUGCAUUGUGCCAAAAAGAUGCAAUGAUAUGAUGAAUGUGGGCCGACUUCAGGGAUUUGAGGGGAAGAUUGUGGCGCAGGGCCGUUUGCUGCUGCAGGAUACCUUCAUGGUGUCGGAUCCAGAGAGCACUGUGCACGGACGCAUGAAGGAAAGAAGAGUCUUUCUGUUUGAACAGAUGGUGAUCUUUAGUGAGCCAUUGGACAGAAAGAAGGGCUUUUCUUUGCCCGGAUUCCUCUAUAAACACAGCAUCAAGAUUAGCUGUUUGGGCCUGGAGGAGAAUGUUGAAGGUGAUCUCUGCAAAUUUAUCUUGACGUCUCGCUCCUCCACUGGGACCAUUGAGUCUUUUAUACUCCACUCUGCCCACCCUGGUGUGCGUGAGGUCUGGACCCUGCAAAUUAGUCAGAUAUUGGAAAGCCAACGCAACUUUCUCAAUGAAUACCAGAUGAACCACAUUUCUCCAAACAUGGGAGCUCUGAGUGGAGGAGGCAGCAUGUUGCCUGCUGCUGGAAACUCUCAGGUUAGCUCUCUCUCUUCAGGUCCUUCUGGAGGCUCCCGGAGACCAUCCAGGAUCCCACAGCCGUCUCGCUUACCUCAGCCCACACGCCUCCCUGGGAUUGACAUCGACAGCCCCCACAAAAUGUCAGGUUUGUCUCCCUGCCCUAUCCCUUCACCCCUCACCCCUUCAGCGACUAGUCCACAAAGUAAACGUUCUAGUCAAAACUCGGAAGAUCAAAUACAGGCUCACACUCCAGCCAAUGCUGUGUCUCCCAUUCCCCGUGCCACCGUGGGGCCCUUGCCCUCCACACCCAUUGCCAAAGCUCGGCCUGGAGCCGUGUCCCCUUUGGCCUCACCCAUGGCCACUCCUGCUUUUGGUAAAGAAGCUCAUAUAGGUCCCCCUCCCAGCCCUGGUCCAAAGUCAGGACCUGGCUUUUGGAGCUCCAUGCCUGCUUCCCCAGCCAGCCGGCCUGGUUCCUUCACCUUCCCUGGGGAAGCGGCAGAGACGCCAGUCCGUCAGAAUUCUAAUCAAAUCCAGGCAGGUUCUGGAUCUGGGAGCCAAAAUCAGUCUCACAGACACUCCACCCACAGCAAGGAAGCUGAUCGCAUGAGUACAUGCUCAUCGGCCAGUGAGCAGUCCAUCCAGUCCACCCAGAGCAAUGGGAGUGAAAGUAGCAGCAGCAGUAGCGUAUCAACAAUGUUGGUGACCCAGGACUACAUGGCUGUUAAGGAGGAUGAGAUCAGUGUUUCACAGGGAGAGGUGGUCCAAAUCUUAGCCAGCAACCAGCAAAACAUGUUCCUGGUUUUCAGAGCAGCGACCGAGCAGGGUCCUGCUGCUGAAGGCUGGAUCCCUGGAUUUGUACUUGGACACACCUCUGCCACUGCCCCCGAGUGCCCUGAGGGAUCUGUCAAUAGAAAAUCUUCCUCGUGGCACACAUCAUUACGUAUUCGCAAGAAGUCUGAAAAAAAGGAAAAGGAGGCUAAAAAGGAAACCAAGCUGGAAAAUGGCUACAGGAAGUCCACCAAAGUGUCUGUAAAGCUUCUAAAUCCCAACUACAUCUAUGACGUUCCUCCUGAGUUUCUUGUUCCCCUGAGUGAUGUGUCUUGUGACAACGGAGAAAGCGUCACCCUGAGGUGUAAAGUGUGCGGUCGGCCUCGAGCGUCCCUCACGUGGAAAGGUCCCGACCAAAGCGCCCUGACCAACAACGGACACUUCAGCAUCGCCUGCAGCGACGCAGGUGAAGCGACACUGCGGAUCAUCGGCGCAGACUCGGAGGACGACGGGCUGUACACGUGCGUGGCCACAAACGAACUGGGCACCGUGACCUCCACAGCCAAUCUGCGAGUGCUCGCCGUGUCCAAGGACGGGGUCCGGGUGAGCUGGAAGGACAACUUUGAGGCUCAUUACGUCCAAGUGUCGGAACUCGGCAGGGGCCGGUUCUCUGUCGUGAAACGUUGUGAGCACAGAAGCACAAAAUGCGUGGCUGCAGUCAAACAAGUGAACAAGAAACUCAUGAAACGGGACCGUGUGACCCAGGAGCUCAGCCUGCUGUACCGGCUGCAGCACCCCAACAUCGUGGGCCUGGUCGACACGUACGAGUCCCACAGCAGCUACUCUCUGGUCCUGGAGAUAGUGGACCAAGGCCGUUUGUUGGACUACGUGGUGUGCUGUGGGAACCUCACCGAGGACAAAGUUGCCGGUUACUUACGGGAUGUUUUAGAAGCUUUACACUAUCUCCACAACUGUAGGAUUGUGCAUUUGGACAUAAAGCCUGAGAACCUUUUGGUGGCCCACAGCCCUGGUGGCCUGCCUGUGGUCAAACUCGUAGACUUUGGAGACGCUAUACAGCUCAACAGUGCUCAAUACAUCCACCCUCUGCUGGGCAGUCCUGAAUUUGCGUCCCCAGAAUUGGUGCUGGGAAAGCCGGUGUCCCUGACCUGUGACAUGUGGAGUCUGGGUGUGGUGACGUAUGUGCUGCUGAGCGGCGCGUCGCCCUUCCUGGACGAGAGCGCAGAGGAGACCUGUCUGAACAUUUGUCGGCUGGACUUCAGCUUUCCCAGAGACUACUUCCACGGUGUGACGCAGGCGGCUAGAGACUUUGUGUGCUUGCUGCUGAGGACAGACCCAGGUAGGAGGCCCUCAGCCGGACUGUGCCUCCAGGAGGCAUGGCUCCAGCCGGACAGCCAGGCCCAGGGAACAUUCUGCCUGGACACCUCCCGACUCAUCGCCUUUAUGGACCGAAGGAAACAUCUGACUGACGCUCGGCCCAUAGGAGGAGUCCAAAGCUUUAUUCAAAGUCGUCUUCAGUCCAGAGUUUGA
Knipowitschia caucasica is the source of this 9207-nucleotide messenger RNA. The record is from the annotation of a GenBank genome assembly. NCBI's taxonomy places the organism in Eukaryota, Metazoa, Chordata, Actinopteri, Gobiiformes, Gobiidae.